AGUCCAAAAGAGGCACACAAUACAAUCUCGAAAAACUUGGCUUGGACAGUAUCUUUGGUCUCUGGAGAAACUUGGCUUUGUAUAUAAAGUCCAAACGAGGAACACAAAAAUCUUUAAAACUCUUUACAAGAAAAAUCUUCAAGAACUUGAAGAAUCAAAACAUGGAAAUGAUGUUCAUGAUACUUCUCAUGUGCUCAAUAAUCUUUAUUACCACUCUCUUCUUCAUAAACCAAAAUUCAAGGAAGAAAAGCAACACACCUCCGUCACCACCGAGACUUCCUUUGAUAGGAAACCUUCACCAGCUCGGCCGUCACCCUCACCGAUCACUAUGCUCUCUCAGCCACCGUUAUGGUCCUCUUAUGCUCCUCCACUUGGGCCGUGUCCCGGUUCUUGUAGUCUCUUCCGCUGACGUGGCUCGAGACGUUUUGAAGACGCAUGAUCGAGUUUUUGCUAGCCGUCCAUGGUCUAAAAAUACCGAGAAGCUUCUUUACGACGGGCGUGAUGUGGCCUUAGCUCCUUAUGGAGAGUACUGGAGGCAAAUGAAGAGUGUGUGCGUCCUCAGUUUGCUAAGCAACAAAAUGGUACGAUCCUUUCGAGAUGUGAGACAACAAGAGAUCAGUCUUAUGAUGGAGAAGAUCGGGCAAUCGAGUUCUUUGCAGGUGAAUCUGAGCGAGAUAUUGGCGAGUUUAACGAAUGAUGUGAUAUGUAGGAUUGCUUUGGGACGGAAAUAUGGCGGUGAAACAGAUUUUAAGGAGUUAAUGAAGAGGCUUACAAGGCUUUUAGGGGCGGUUAGUGUGGGAAAUCAUGUACCAUGGCUUUCAUGGAUUGAUUGGCUCUGCGGUUUGGAUGGUCAGCUAGAAAAGACGAGAAAUGAUCUUGAUGAGUUUCUUGAGAGAGUUGUGCAAGAUCAUGUAGAUGUCAACGGAGAUAGCACUGAUUUCGUUGAUGUAUUGCUCGCCAUUCAGAGAGAGAAGAGUGUGGGGUUUGAGAUCGACCGCGUCAGCAUAAAGGCAAUCAUCUUGGAUAUUUUUGUGGGUGGUACGGACACAUCGUACACACUUAUGGAAUGGGUAAUGACAGAGCUUUUACAUCACCCAGAGUGUCUGAAGAGACUUCAAGAAGAAGUCCGUACGAUUUGUAAGGGCAAAUCAAGUGUAUCAGAAGAAGACAUUAAAGACAUGAACUACUUAAAAGCUGUGAUCAAAGAGACAUUGAGGCUACAUCCUCCACUUCCAUUGAUGGUUCCUCAUGAAUCAACACAAGAUGUUAAAUUAAGAGACUACCACAUACCAGCCGGAACAGUGGUUAUGAUCAAUGCAUGGGCGAUCGGGAGAGAGGCUGCGACAUGGGGACCAGACCCGGAGGAGUUUAGACCGGAGAGACAUUUCAAUUCUUCUGUUGAUUUCCGGGGUCAGGAUUUUGAGCUGAUUCCGUUUGGGGCAGGGAGAAGAAUAUGCCCGGCAAUAUCAUUUGCUGUGGUAUUGAAUGAAGAAGUUUUGGCUAACUUAGUGCAUCGGUUUGAUUGGAGACUACCGGAUGAAUCUACGGAAGAUCAAACAGGUGUUGUUGCUGAAUCAACCGGAGUUGCCAUUCACCGCAUGUUCCCUCUUUAUGCUAUUGCAUCAUCUACUACUUGACUAAGGCUUUAUAUUAUGUUACUAGAUUAGGACCCGUUUGAUAUAUGGGUUAAUCAAUAAAUGUUUUUAUAAAGUUUAAUAAGUUUUUUUGCAGUUGUAUCCGAAUAUUUAUAGGCUACGAAAGUACCUAUAAGAUAUGGUGAAAUGAAAGGAAGAGUUUGAUUACAAAA
This is a messenger RNA of Arabidopsis lyrata subsp. lyrata, 1807 nucleotides long. RefSeq names its product cytochrome P450 71A22. The transcript has 2 exons. The record is from RefSeq and is a predicted model, not a curated record. Bases 162 to 1637 code for a protein of 491 amino acids. Gene Ontology annotation, molecular function: monooxygenase activity; heme binding; oxidoreductase activity, acting on paired donors, with incorporation or reduction of molecular oxygen. NCBI's taxonomy places the organism in Eukaryota, Viridiplantae, Streptophyta, Magnoliopsida, Brassicales, Brassicaceae.